This is a messenger RNA of Dichomitus squalens LYAD-421 SS1, 1082 nucleotides long. RefSeq names its product NAD(P)-binding protein. The record is from RefSeq and is a predicted model, not a curated record. NCBI's taxonomy places the organism in Eukaryota, Fungi, Basidiomycota, Agaricomycetes, Polyporales, Polyporaceae. Gene Ontology annotation, molecular function: 2,4-dienoyl-CoA reductase (NADPH) activity. Gene Ontology annotation, biological process: fatty acid catabolic process. The transcript has 8 exons. The coding region runs from base 15 to 899 and encodes 294 amino acids.
CACGCAAAAGCACAAUGGCGAAGCCCUACAUUGAGCCGCCAGCAGUAGACUCGACUACAGUCUUCAAGGACGACAUUUUCAGAGGCAAGGUACUGUUCUGCACCGGUGGCGGCUCCGGAAUCUGUAAGGCUAUGACCCAGGCUGUGAUUAAACACGGCGCGAGUGCUGCUAUUGUUGGGCGCAAGCUGGACCGGCUCGAAGCUAGUGCGAAGGAGCUAUCUACUGCUACUGGAAACCAGUGUAUUGCGGUCCAGGCCGAUGUGAGAAAUCCCAAACAGCUCCAAGAUGCCGUUGCGAAGACAAUUGAGAAAUACGGCAGAAUAGACUUCGUUAUUUGCGGUGCGGCUGGGAACUUCCUAGCGCCGAUCUCCAAGUUGUCCGAGAACGGCUUCAGAACGGUCAUCGAGAUUGACACGAUCGGAACUUACAACACUAUCAAGGCGACGCUUCCCCACAUCCGUGCCUCGAAGGGUUCGUACAUUCACGUCAGUGCGACUUUGCACUACCGCGCCACACCCUAUCAGGUUCACGUCUCCGCAGCUAAAGCCGCCGUCGACGCAAUAUCUGCGGUCCUGGCAGUUGAAGAAGGCCCCCAGGGCGUGCGCUCAAACGUUAUCGCCCCAGGUCCUAUUGCGGGAACGGAGGGCAUGGACCGUCUGAGCGCCAAGGGACCCCAGGGCAGCCAGUACAGCAUCCACUCCCCGGUCGGCCGCGACGGCAGUGUGCAGGACAUCGCGAAUGCGACGGUGUUCCUCUUCACCCCUGCUGCGCGCUAUAUCACCGGUCAGACGCUUGCGGUCGACGGUGCAAGCGAGCACCUCCGUACGUUGCAGCUGCCAUACCCGCAGUCGGUGCUCGAUCCGGACUCAGUCACGCACCUCAUCAAGCCGCGGCUUUGAGUGCAUCAAUGACUCAUAGCGGCAUUCGGCACGGAGCGCGGCCAGCGUGUGGAUACGAGGUUAUCCCGUUAGAACACUUCCUUAAUGGCCGUUGCCUAUUCUCACCAUCGCGCCGGCUUUGCCACGGAAUGUGGACCGAUGUGGAUGUACGAUAAGUUACUAUGUGAAAUCUGGUUAUCUAGG